GCACACCCUCUCAGGCAACACCAGUUUAUCUUCCUGCCACCUCACCUUGCCUGGCCUUGCCCAACGUCUCGGUGCUCCCUGGGCUGGGGGCGCUGUGCUGGUCGGGGAACUUCCCGGGGGGUUCGGAGCGAACGUAGCCUUGGCCCAGGUGGGCAGCCCGGGAGCAGCUCUGCAACAGCCGCAGCCUAACUGGGCAGCGGGAAGGGCACUGCCUUCCCCCAGGACUCGCAGGGCGGGGGCCGAUCUGUUCGUGCCCAGCUCUAAGAUGAGAGUGUCGCACCAGUUGAUCACAGGAUUAUAGGUGCAGAACUGGAGGGACCUAGUCCAAACCCUUCAUUUUACAGAUAAGCGUGUUCCUCUAUUAAAAGCACAUUUGACUAAUGAGUGUGGUGAUUGAAUUACCCAUGAAACUGGAGGAGGAAACCUUUGGAGGGGAAGAUGACAUGAUAGAUGGAGAUCUAGGAAAUGGACUUGGCAGAAAACCUGGUGGUAUUUAUGAAAUGGAAGAUUCAAAUGCAUCUAUUUCCAGAAAAGGAUCCUUUCCUUCAUCUCCAGAAAAGGGGAAAGAAAGCAGCAGUGCCAUUUUUCGUUAUAUCAAGCAUCAUAAUUCACAUGGUACAUUUUCCGAAAAGCAUGGAUUUGCAAGUUCUAAACAACAAAUUAGUACCGAUUUUACUGAUUCAAAAUUAUCAAGUGAAGAAUUAAGGCAAUGGCUUCAUGAUGUUUUACAGGAAGUAGAGGUUCUACGAAUUGAGCUUGAAGCAUCACAAAGACAACUUGAGGGGAAAAGGGAAGCACUGAAAAUUCUCCAAAGCAUGGCAAUAUUUGGUAAAGCUACUAGCCAUACCAAAGAAAUACUUCAAAAAUCAGAAGAACAGAAGAAAUCUUUGGAAAAGGAAAUAAAUGCCCUGCAGUGGGAAAUUGAAUUUGAUCAUGAUAGAUUUAAAACUGCAGAGGAAUCUUGGGCCCAAAAAUAUGACAGAAUAUACCGUGAAAAUUCAAUCCUAAAGGAAACUUUGAAAUUAAGAACAGAAGAAGUAAUAAGGCUUAAGUCUGAAAAUUUAACUUUGAAUCAGCAGUGCCUGGAGUUUGUUGCAAUGCUUGAUGUGAAACAGCAGAAGCUUGUUCAGGAAAGCAUGUGUCUUAAAGGUGGCUCCACAGAGGUUACAGGUCUGGAACUGGCAGUACUUGGUGCUUGCAUCUGUCACCAUCCCGGAGGACAACCUUGUUCCUGUGCUAGGAAGGCUGUGACUGCUAGAAAACAGCUGCUACAGCUGAAGCAAGAGUUAGAAAUCUUAAGGAAGAGUAAAGAAGAAGCUUAUAUAAUGGCAGAUGCAUUCAGGAUUGCAUUUGAGCAACAAUUAAUGAGAAGAAAUGAGCAGACUCUGAGAUUGACACAAAUGAAUAAAAUUUGUAAAAAACCAGCCAAAUGGCUAAACUGGAAACAUCUUAAGAAUGAUGGAUUUGUGUUACAAAAGAAGAACUUUGGACAGAAGCUAAUAGAUAUACUUGAAGCCAAUUCUAAGAAAAUAGAAGAGCUGGAUAAUCCUCAGGAAAUCUUUAGGAUCCUGAUAGAUUUGUUAAAUGAUAAAGAAGAAGCUUUAGCUCAUCAGAGAAAAGUUAGUUACAUGCUUGCUCGGGAACUGGAAGAAAAAGGUGCUGUAAAGAAUAAAGACCAUGAACCUGUGAAGGAAGAUUCUCCAUCUGAAAACCACUCACCCCAAACUUCAGAUCCUCCUAGUUUGUUUGAUCCUGUAUGUUCAAAUUUCCACAUUCUUAACUCUAGGAAUUGUAUUUGUUCAGUCUCUGACCACAAAAUAGAAGAGACUUCCACAAGAACACUUCAAAAAUCACAUUCCUUGCCAUCAAGCAUGAGGUUUUUUUGAAGAAAAUCAGGUUGAAGAAACAGAUGAAAUUAGAAUUGAAAGUGGUUUGUAACACCAUUUAAGAAAAUAAGAUUUUGUGCCUCUUACUGUGUCAUGAGAAGUUUUGCACCUAUGUUGCACUGAGCCUUCCUAAUUUUAAAAUAAUAAUUUGACCAAACUUUAUGAGAACAAUGUAUUUUUCUACAAUUUAAUAUUGUGAUGAAAUAUGUGCUUUAAAAUAUUUUUAGUAUGGCAUUUCAUUUAGUGUGUAUUUGUUAACAUACUGAAACCAAAUACAUAAAAUGAUUUAGGAAGAAAAUAGAAACAUAAUUAUUCAAUUAGGCUACAUAAUAGGACCCUGGGUUGGCUAAAGGAGCAUGGAACAACUUUAAAAUGCUGCUCUGUGUAACUAUGGCAUAUAGCCAAUCCUUCCAAUGGAACACAUUAACUAUUAGCUACUGAAGCAGUUUUUAAUCUUGGCUUUUUCACUGAACUAUUUGAUGUAAAAAGUUAAGAAUGAAAAGUUCUAUUUUGUUAAUUUUAGCCCAGAAUUUCACAGGAUGAAAUUUUGCCUUUGUUCGUUUCUUUGGAUAGAGUUUGUAAGGAAUUUAUUGCCUUUUACUUCAUAGGAUUACAGGUUUAGCUCUGGAGGGGUCCUCAGAAAUCAUCUAGUCUAACUUCCUUCUUUUAUACAUGAGGAAAUGAGCGCAGAAAGGAAUCAUACAGGGAGGAGCAGAACUCAGAUCUGUACUCAGGUCUUCAGACUCAAAUCCACCAUUCUUUCUAUUGUAUCGCUGCCUCUUAAUGAUCGAUUUGGAGAUAUUAUGUAACUCAGUGGCUCAAGCAAAAUAGGUACUCCCAAGUCCUUGUAGCUUAGGGAGUGUUUUAUACUGUCAUUAUAAGAAGUGGAAGUCAGAUUUUCACCUAAUUCUAAUCUUUGGUGAAAAGGCAAGUGAAAAAGUGCUUGUAUAGAAGAGAUUGCACUGCAGCCUUGAAGUUAAAGGAUUUAUGCAAUAAGACAUAUUUGUGAAAGAGGAUGAAGUAAUAAUAACUGAACUAACAUUAAUAGAGCUAAGUACUUUUUUUCCCCUAUGGCAAAGUUUUUCAGGCCUCAGAAACUUUCAUCGCUGGAUAUCAGUUUUUCAGGUUAUAAUUUUUUAAACCAAUAAAUUACCAUGUUAGAUAAGAUCAAUUUUAGGUACAGACAGACUUCAGGAGAUAGUGGAGGAUAGAAGGCCUGGCAUGCUAUAGUCCACAGGGUCACGAAGAGUUGGACACAACUAAAUGAUGGAACAAAAACAACAAAAGGGAAUCUGGAAAAUUGUGUUAAUAUUUAUAUAAUUUGCUAUUGAAGGAAGAGCACUUAGUAUGAAGUUGAGGGAGUCAAGAAACUGAAUUCCAUAUAGAGAUGCGCCUUUGAAUAUAAAACAGUUAUUUGACAUUUUUAUAUCUGAUUCCUGAUCUGAAUAGUACAAACAAGCUGCAUUAGGGUCUUGUGACAUCUUACCUCACCAGCAUUAUGAGGACUGUGAGGUAGUAUUUGUAAAAAUUUUUUGAGUUCUUCAGAGAAAGACACAAUUAAAUUUUUAGUAAAAGAAUAAUAUUUGACUUAAGAUCAAUAAACAUAUGUGCUCAUUUCUAUGUGCGCAAUCACAUAGUUUCAAACCAAUUUGCUCAAUAAAUAUAUAAACAAACAUUGAAGGUAUUCUAUCUAAAAACAAAACUUUGCUUUGCUUCUGUGCUAUCUUCUAGUAAUUUGACUUUUGGAGGGAGUUCUUUGCCAUUUUUAGUUAUUUUUCAUUCACUUUUGCAUUUUUUACUGCCCAUUAAAAAUAUGAAUCUGGCUGAUAUCCUAUAUCCUGCUUAUAUAACCAUUUGCCUUUGAUCAUUUAUGGCUUCAGUUAGUAUCUUGUCUGUGUAUUUCUGAAAACUUGUUUAGGCUUAUACUAAAGGCUAGAAGUAAUCUUUUAGUUUUUCUUUCUGUUUCUAAAAGUCUAGAUUAUCAUUGAGAGUUGUUUAUGUAUGUACCCAUUUCGAAUAUAACAUGACCCAUUUGUACCAUAUAUUGGUAUAGGCCAAUGCUAAUAAGUACAUUUUAGAUUCAUUUAUAUCAGGCUUUUACUGAUAAAUAUUGUUUUGUUCUGGAGCUUAUUUGCUCUGAGCCUUAGCUGAAUUUGGUAAUCACAACGUGUAUCAUCUUGGGGUUCAAGCCAAUAUCCUUCUUUUUGUCUUUAUUUAAAG
This is a messenger RNA of Phascolarctos cinereus (koala), 4106 nucleotides long. NCBI's taxonomy places the organism in Eukaryota, Metazoa, Chordata, Mammalia, Diprotodontia, Phascolarctidae. The record is from RefSeq and is a predicted model, not a curated record.